This is a messenger RNA of Marmota flaviventris (yellow-bellied marmot), 1719 nucleotides long. RefSeq names its product sodium voltage-gated channel beta subunit 1 (gene Scn1b). The record is from RefSeq and is a predicted model, not a curated record. Gene Ontology annotation, biological process: sodium ion transport; regulation of heart rate by cardiac conduction; regulation of sodium ion transmembrane transporter activity. Gene Ontology annotation, molecular function: transmembrane transporter binding; sodium channel inhibitor activity. Gene Ontology annotation, cellular component: voltage-gated sodium channel complex. Lineage: Eukaryota; Metazoa; Chordata; Mammalia; Rodentia; Sciuridae.
CCCUUGUCUUAAACCAUGACUGGUUUUGCACAGCAGUCGGUGGUGGAAAAGGCUCUGCCGUCUUGAACUUGAAAAGCAGCUGGAAUUCUCGUCCGGCCACCUGGAUGCAUUGGUGCUUUGGGCAAGGGACCUUCUGAGCCAGGGGUAGUUGGGUGGCACAGGCUGAGUUACUGACCACAUUGACAGAACUGUUUUCUGGACCUCCUUAGGAUUCUGCACAACUACUAGAAACAAAGAUGAUCAGUUCUUUUACUAAACAGAGAGGUAAACUGAGGCUCAGAGCUGAGUGAUUGGCCAAGGUCACACUGGGAGGGAGAGGCAGAACCUGCUUGGCACAUGGGUCCGUCGAUCUGUAAUCACUACUGAGGGGAACCAGAUGGUUUCUGAAGGCCCUGGGAGUCAGCAGCCAGUGAGCCGGGCAUCGCCUAGGGUGACUGGUGCCUCUGCUCGACUUGAGCCUGCUGUCCCCACAGUGUCCUCGGCCUGGGGGGGCUGUGUGGAGGUGGACUCAGAGACUGAGGCUGUGUAUGGGAUGACCUUCAAAAUACUGUGCAUCUCGUGCAAGCGUCGAAGUGAGACCACCGCAGAGACCUUCACCGAGUGGACCUUUCGCCAGAAGGGCACUGAGGAGUUUGUUAAGAUCCUGCGCUACGAGAACGAGGUGCUGCAGCUGGAGGAAGACGAGCGCUUCGAGGGCCGCGUGGUGUGGAAUGGCAGCCGGGGCACCAAGGACCUGCAGGACCUGUCCAUCUUCAUCACCAAUGUCACCUACAACCACUCAGGUGACUACGAAUGCCAUGUCUACCGCCUGCUGUUCUUUGAGAACUAUGAGCACAACACCAGCGUUGUCAAAAAGAUCCACCUUGAGGUGGUGGACAAAGCCAACAGAGACAUGGCGUCCAUCGUGUCGGAGAUCAUGAUGUACGUGCUCAUCGUGGUACUGACCAUAUGGCUCGUGGCAGAGAUGGUUUACUGCUAUAAGAAGAUCGCGGCUGCCACGGAGGCCGCUGCGCAAGAGAAUGCCUCGGAGUACCUGGCCAUCACCUCUGAAAGCAAAGAGAACUGUACGGGCGUCCAGGUGGCCGAAUAGCCCUGGUCCUGGGCUCCGCCCUGAUGGGGGACAGCCUGCCCCCAGAGGGGGCUGGCCAUUCCUGGGCCUCCACGAGCCUCAGAGUCCUGCCAACAGAGCCGCCAGGGAGGGAGGGGCAGGGGGACUGGCUCGGCUCACACCCCAACUCGGCCUUCUUUCCUCCUGCCCCUUGCCCACCCACCGCCAUGCAUGAUGGGUAAAGCAAUACUGCCGCUGCCCCUCCCCCUGCUUCUGCUGCCUGUUUGGGGAGGGGUCGGUGAGGCGGGGGCAGCGGCUCCGCACCUCUUCUUCUUGCUGAUUUGCACACAUCGGCCGCUUUGGACGUGCACUGCUGGGCCCAGCCUGUCCCUGCCCCGUCCCUGCCCGGCCCCGGGGGGGAAGGGGUCGUGAUGGGCUGGAACAGUUUGGGGCAGGUGGUUCUGGUACCCACUGCGACCCCAGCAUCAUUUCCCCUCCUGCUUCCUCCGGCUGGACCUGGGGUCCCCUGUCCCUGUAAUGCACUCAUGCCCCGGCCCCACCCGCCCUCUCUCACCAGCCUUGGAUCGUGGCCACUUAGAAAGGGGCCCAUUCUGCCUCGUCUCUCUUUACAGAAGUAGUUUUGUUCAUGAAAUAAAGAUUCUUGGACUUGA